Messenger RNA from Platichthys flesus (European flounder), 1031 nucleotides. It is a transcript of the gene rln1, whose product is annotated as relaxin 1. Gene Ontology annotation, cellular component: extracellular region. Bases 205 to 741 code for a protein of 178 amino acids. NCBI's taxonomy places the organism in Eukaryota, Metazoa, Chordata, Actinopteri, Pleuronectiformes, Pleuronectidae. The record is from RefSeq and is a predicted model, not a curated record. The transcript has 2 exons. Gene Ontology annotation, molecular function: hormone activity.
ACUACUGGGUAAGACUAUAAAAGGCUGCGUCCACUGACCAAGAGAGAAGAAGAAGAAGAAGAACCCAACGUGGCUCACAACGACGAGAAGAACAGAAAACCUCCAGGGAAGCAGCAGCAGCAGCAGCAGGAGACCCGAGCAGACCUGUGCUCCUCUGACCCACCCCGGCUCCGCUUGCCACUCACUUUCAGGAACAAGUGCAAAAUGCUGUGGAGAUUGACCGCUGCCGUGGCCGUGAUGUGUGUCGUUGGCAUGUGCGGCUGUGUGAGGGCGGAUGUCAUGAGCAGGCUGAUCGCGCCGAGGGACUACGGCGUGAAACUGUGCGGGAGGGAGUUCAUCAGAGCCGUCAUCUUCACCUGCGGAGGCUCCCGCUGGAAACGAGCCACAGGGGGCGACUCAGAUUCUUUCCAGUGGGGUUCCCUCAGCGACAUCACAGCGGGGGACAGCAGCCUGCACAGCUGGCAAAGUGGCAGCGAGCUCCCAGAGAACCGCUCUCCUCCCCAGGUCGUCUCCUCUCACUCCCUGGCAGACCUCCUGGCUCUGUACGCGGCCGCAGGCGAGCGACGGCAGCAGCCGCUGGAGAGAUCUCUGCCGGCCACACUUUUAGGCGAGCAAGACGGGAGCCCAGAGGCGGACGAUUGGACCAUGGUGAGCAAGAAGAAGAGGAACUUUUCUCUGGGUGUGGCGGGGAUGUGCUGUAGCCAGGGCUGCACCAAGAAUGAUAUUGGACGAUUGUGCUGAGUUGUGGAGGAAGAGAGAAGAAGGGAGGAGGAGGAGAGGGAGAGGGAGAGGGAGGGGGUGACAUGAAGGUGGUGUGAUGGACAGUGAUAGACAGAUGUGGGAAGAUGGAGGAGAGGAAGUGCACAUCUGUUUAUUCUCAGUCAUGUCUUAUUGUACAAAUACCUGUGUCGUCAUAUUUUUAUUUAUUCUCCAUAUUUUGUCCCGAGAUCCAGGUCUGUGUGUAAGUUCAGCAUCAUUUACAAUAAAAUUGAAAUACUGUGUAAACAGGAAUAUUGUGUGUUGUCUGUGAC